Messenger RNA from Perca flavescens (yellow perch), 1345 nucleotides. RefSeq lists its product as uncharacterized. The transcript is spliced from 4 exons. The record is from RefSeq and is a predicted model, not a curated record. Gene Ontology annotation, molecular function: nucleic acid binding. Gene Ontology annotation, biological process: DNA integration. The coding region runs from base 35 to 1345 and encodes 436 amino acids. Lineage: Eukaryota; Metazoa; Chordata; Actinopteri; Perciformes; Percidae.
CAGCCACGAGGGGGCUCACUUUGACUGAUCUGUCAUGUUCGCUUGCAUGAAGGCCAGCAAGAGCCUGACCAGGUACGGUAGUGUUGGCCAUGGUCGCGCUGCGAAAAUGUCCAACGAAUCGGCGUUAGCCGAGAACAUCGGCAGAGCUGUCCUGGCGGCUAUUCAAACUUUUUCAACAGCGACAGCAACCGCCUCAGGGCCACCACAGGCCAACUCGGCUCUCACCACCUACAAUAACCCACCGGGGCCAGCCACACCCACCACCUCCACUGGGACAUCAUACCGCUCGGGCUCCAGCACCAGCACUACCAUACCUUUACCAACAACAGACUUUGCUCCAGUGACCUGUCUGUCAAAUGACUACCAAGGAAGACAUCAGAUUUCCAAAGAGGAGCUUGAACAUGUUCUUUCACUGAAAACCACCUUUACAGAAGCGGCAUCUAUUCUUUCAAUCUCAAGGCCAACUUUCUACAAGUUACUGCAAGACUAUAAUAUCCCAACGUCAAAAUUUAAGAGCAUCAGUGAUCAACAAUUGGAUCUUGAAGUGUCACAAAUAAAAACUGAACACCCAAAUGUUGGAGAAGUGAUGCUUAUGGGGCAUCUCCGCUCCAAAAACAUUGUGGUUCAAAGACAACGUGUAAGAGAUUCACUGCGAAGGAUGGACCCAAUUGGUGUCCUAGCCAGGAGAAGAACAGCAAUAGCUCGGCGAGUAUACUCUGUCCCACAUCCAAAUUUCAUAUGGCAUGUAGACGGAAACCAUAAGUUGAUUCGGUGGAAAUUGGUUGUUCAUGGAGCCAUAGACGGCUACAGUAGGAUGUUGAUGUUUCUUCACUGCUCCAACAAUAAUCGUGCUGAAACUGUAAGAGACCUCUUUACUGCAGCUGUUGGACAGUUUGGCAGACCACUGCACAUCAGGACUGAUCACGGAGGAGAGAACGUUCAGAUUUGGGAGGACAUGCAUGCAAGCAGGGGGGAAGGCUCUGUUUUAACAGGAAGUUCUGUACACAACCAGAGGAUCGAGCGUUUUAACCGAGACUUGAACAAAAACUGCAGCCAUAUUUAUGCACCCAUUUUUUAUGAACUGGAAUCCCUGGGUAUCCUAGACAUAGACAAUGCAACAGACCUAUUUUGUCUCCAUUAUGUCUUUCUACCCAGAAUCAACCGCACUUUGGAGGAAUUCAAAGCUGGAUUUAACAAUCACUCUAUGUCAUCUGAAGGAAAUAGAACACCAGUUCAGCUUUUUAGUCUGGACAAUGAUUUGCCUCAUCUUCACAACCCAGAACUCUCAACAGCAGGGUUAGUUUUUGUUCCUCACCAAACUCUCAAAGAGGAUUUUCCCCAUUGA